UUUGCCUUAAAAAUUUGAAGGUGCCGCCUAUUAUUAUUGAGCUCAGUUACUGGAUUCUGGAAGCGUUUUGGAUUAGAAUAAUAUAAGUGUGGAGAUGCCCGCAGGCGAGAUUUGGUACUCAUCAGAAACACCGACCAACGAUGAUGAGGCAUGGGUGUGGGGCCAGAUCAAAGCAGAGGCGCGGCGUGACGCGGAGUCGGAGCCAGCUUUAGCUAGCUACCUCUAUUCUACCAUCCUAUCGCACUCCUCUUUUGAGAGAUCGCUGUCGUUUCAUUUGGGAAACAAGUUAUCCUCCCCGACACUCCUCUCUACUUUGUUGUAUGAUCUCUUUCUCAACACCUUCUCCUCUGACCCCGCUCUCCGUGCCGCUGCCGUCGCCGAUCUUCGCGCCGCUCGUGUCCGUGACCCUGCUUGCGUUUCCUUUUCUCACUGCCUUCUCAAUUACAAGGGCUUCUUGGCAUGUCAAGCUCACCGAAUAGCUCACAAACUCUGGACCGAGUCUCGGAGACCAUUAGCAUUAGCAUUGCACUCGCGUAUUUCUGAUGUAUUUGCUGUUGAUAUACACCCAGCAGCUAGAAUAGGAAAAGGGAUUUUGCUUGAUCACGCAACGGGUGUGGUCAUUGGUGAGACAGCAGUGAUUGGCAACAAUGUGUCAAUUUUGCAUCAUGUUACACUUGGUGGUACUGGGAAGGCAUCUGAAGAUCGACACCCGAAGAUUGGAGAUGGGGUGCUGAUUGGGGCUGGUGCAACCAUACUAGGCAAUAUCAAGAUUGGGGAUGGUGCGAAAAUUGGGGCUGGGUCAGUGGUACUGAUUGAUGUGCCACCGAGGACAACUGCAGUGGGGAAUCCGGCAAGGUUAGUGGGAGGAAAGGAGAAACCCUCAAGGCUUGAAGAAAUUCCAGGGGAGUCCAUGGAUCAUACUUCAUUCAUCUCUGAGUGGUCAGAUUAUAUUAUUUGAUCAUUUAUGUAUUUUUGUUCUCUACUAUAUUAUGUAUACCAUAAGUGUUGGAUGUGGAAGAUGCUCUUUGUUUUUCCUAUUUCACUGGCUUUGGAGGAGUUUUAAUACACAUGCAGGGUAUUAAACCCAUUGUCUUGUGAAAUAUUCUGGAACAUUAAUCAUAUUAAUGAGCAAUAUCUACAUUAUAUGA
This is a messenger RNA of Pistacia vera, 1148 nucleotides long. Its product is annotated as serine acetyltransferase 5. The coding region runs from base 95 to 958 and encodes 287 amino acids. Gene Ontology annotation, cellular component: cytoplasm; cytosol. The transcript is spliced from 2 exons. Gene Ontology annotation, molecular function: L-serine O-acetyltransferase activity. The record is from RefSeq and is a predicted model, not a curated record. NCBI's taxonomy places the organism in Eukaryota, Viridiplantae, Streptophyta, Magnoliopsida, Sapindales, Anacardiaceae.